This is a messenger RNA of Arabidopsis thaliana (thale cress), 2990 nucleotides long. RefSeq names its product Major facilitator superfamily protein. Gene Ontology annotation, cellular component: membrane. The coding region runs from base 223 to 1395 and encodes 390 amino acids. NCBI's taxonomy places the organism in Eukaryota, Viridiplantae, Streptophyta, Magnoliopsida, Brassicales, Brassicaceae. The transcript is spliced from 2 exons. The record is from RefSeq and is marked reviewed.
CCCGUACAUGUCGGCGUCGUACCUUUCCUGGUCUCAUUCCACAUCUUAUAAUUAAAAUAUACAACUUGCUAAUUGUUACUAAUUGUUCACAAAAAUGUCAAAACCUAAUUAAUAAAACAAAACACGCAAAGCAUAAAAACCCUUUACCUUUUCUCUUCUAUAAAACCGUCCAUACGGACAAGCUCCACGACCCACACACACUUUCUCAUCUUCUUUCUACAAAUGGGUUUCCAAAGAUCUAUCUCUUCUUCUUCUGCAUUAAAAUGGCUUGGAUUUGUAACAGCGGUUUGGGUUCAAUCCAUCUCCGGCAACAACUACACUUUUUCAAACUACUCCGGUGCUCUUAAGUCUCUCAUGAAUCUCAACCAGCUCGAGCUCAACAACCUCUCUGUCGCUAAAGACGUCGGAAAAGCCUUUGGGAUCCUGGCUGGCCUUGCCUCUGACCGUCUUCCCACUCCGGUCAUCCUCCUUAUUGGUUGCUUUGAAGGUCUUCUUGGUUAUGGUGUACAAUGGCUCGUUGUUAGCCGCACCAUCCAACCAAUCCCUUAUUGGCAGAUGUGUAUAUUCCUCUGUAUGGGAGGGAACAGCACAACGUGGAUGAACACGGCGGUUCUAGUGACUUGCAUACGCAAUUUUCGACGAAACCGUGGUCCGGUCUCCGGGAUAUUGAAAGGAUAUGUCGGUUUAAGCACAGCUAUAUUCACUGAUCUCUGUACUGCUCUGUUCUCAAACGAUCCGGCGUCGUUUUUGGUUUUACUAGCCGUGGUGCCUUUUGCCGUAUGUCUCACGGCGGUUUUCUUCCUCCGUGAGAUCCCACCAGCAUCUUCCGCAGCUGAGGAGAACGAAGAGACUCGUUACUUUACCAUAUUCAACAUUGUGGCCGUUGUUGUCGCCGUGUAUCUUCAGUCUUACGACAUCAUUGGAAUCAAAACUGGAGUGUUCUCUGUCGCUUUCGCUUCUAUACUUCUCUUCCUCUUGGCUUCUCCAAUAGCCAUUCCUUUCCACUCCUUCAUCAAGAGCUUGAACUACGGUGAACAAGAUGACUUAGAAGGACGGAUUCAAGAACCGUUGCUUAGAUCCGAGAUAGCGGCAGCGGAGAAAGAAGUAAUAGUUGUAGCUGCGGUGGCAGCGGAAGAGGAGGAGAAGAAGAGGAAGAAACCGGUUUUGGGAGAAGACCACACUAUAAUGGAAGCAGUGUUGACCGUUGACUUUUGGGUGCUUUUUGUGUCCUUCUUGUGUGGUGUAGGAACUGGUUUAGCUGUGAUGAACAAUAUGGGUCAGAUAGGUCUUGCCCUUGGAUACACAAAUGUCUCAAUCUUUGUCUCCAUGACUAGUAUUUGGGGAUUCUUCGGUCGCAUUCUCUCCGGUACUCUCUCCGAAUACUUUCUCAAGUAAGUACUCCUGCUCCUCUCAUCUCCAUAUGCAUUUUAUCUUACCGUUCACGGUUUGAUCCGCUCCUAAAGGCAAUGCCCGUCUCUAUUUUAGAGGUAUUUUGCUCCAAUAUUGUCUCUAAAAUAGACUUUACUCUAAAAUAGAGAAAAAAAUAGAGGAAUCUCAUUUUCACUUUUAUAUAUAGAGUCAAAAGUGAAAUUUAUUUUUUUUUCUUCUAUUUUAGAGUAAUACAUCGAAACAAAAUCAACUCAAUUUCCUUUAAAAUAGAGUUGUCUCUAAAAUAGAAGAAAAAAUAGAGAUAUACAUUGGAGAUGAUUUAAGAUGAACCAAAGGUGUUUUAGGGACUAAUAACAGUAAAAACUUCAUAAGUUAUGCACAGUUUUGGCCGUAGUUUACUGUUCAAACCAUAUUACUAUGUGUCGUUCUGUACGAUGCUAACAUUGAAAGUAUCAAUUCUCGUUCUUACAUUAACUACCAACAUUCAUUGCAGAGCUGUAACGUGACGUAUAUAGUUUUUCAUCCUCAUAUAUGGACAUACAAAAUUCAAUGCGUUCUAAAUUUGUAUAUUUCUUCUUCCUUAAAUGAUUUUUCUCAUAUUAAGAAAAGGGAUCUUUUAGAAUUUUCUGGUUGAUUCAUUUAACUAGUUUUUGUACUACAUAGACAAUUCCAAAUCAAAUAUCUUGCUCUUUUCCUUAUUUUGGACCACGGUCUUUUCUCUUCACGUGCCCACUUAAUUUUCCACCAAAAUUUCCCCUUUGGAUUCUUUUGAAACUUUUACAUUCUACUGAUUUAUAAAAAUUCAAUUUAAAGGUUAUGCAACAUAUAUAUCAUAUCUCAAUCAACCAUGUUGAUUUUAUACUUUACUAACCAAAGAAUGUAUAAUUUUCUUCUAAUUUUUAUAGGAAAGCUGGAACACCAAGACCACUAUGGAAUGCAGCCUCUCAAAUCCUUAUGGCCGUAGGAUAUAUACUAAUGGCUUUAGCCGUGCCUAAUUCACUCUACAUCGGUUCAAUGGUGGUUGGAGUAUGUUACGGUGUCCGUCUAGCCAUAACUGUACCAACAGCUUCCGAACUCUUUGGUCUCAAAUACUACGGUCUCAUCUACAACAUCUUAGUACUUAACUUGCCACUUGGCUCGUUUCUCUUCUCGGGUCUCCUCGCUGGCUUCCUCUACGAUGCAGAGGCAACACCAACUCCUGGUGGGGGCAACACGUGCGUAGGAGCUCAUUGCUACCGUCUCAUCUUCAUAGUCAUGGCAUUAGCUUCUGUUAUCGGAGUCGGUUUGGAUCUUGUGUUGGCUUAUAGGACUAAGGAGAUUUACGCUAAGAUUCACGCUAGCAAGAAGUCAAAGAAAUCUGGUGGUAGCCUUAGUUAAGACACUGUAUAUCUAGUUCCGGUGCACUACAUUGUUUUCAGAUGCUGAUUUUGUAUACAUGAUACAAUAUCGGAUUCAAGAUAUUGUUGAACAAAAUUUCAAGUACCAGAGAUCAUUGUUGUAGUAGCAUCGCCAAUGUAUUUUUUUGUCUUUCCGAGAUUUGUUCAAAAUUAUAUAAAUGUAUGACAUUUUGAUAGUCCAAUUCCAAUUAUUUUCUAAGAUUU